AUGGUAAAGAUUAGGCAAGUAAACUUUCUGAUGCAUUAUGGGCAUAUAACAGCCUAUAAAAAUCCUAUGGGAAUGUCUCCAUAUAGAUUGAUUUUUGGUAAAGCUUUUCACUUACUAGUUGAAAUUGAACAUAGAGCUUAUUGGGCUAUCAAAAAGCUAAAUUUAUCUUUAGAUGAUGUAGGGAAAAAAAUGAUUCUACAAAUUUAGGAGCUACAAGAAUUACGAAAUGAGGCUCACAAAAAUUCAGUGAUUUAUAAAGAUAAACUUAAAACUUUUCAUGAUAGGUACUUGAAUUGUAAGUUAUUAUUUGAAAAUCAGAAAGUUUGGCUAUACAACUCACGUCUGAAAUUAUUUAUAGGAAAACUUAAAUCAAGGUGGGAUAGACCUUUCAUUGUUAUAAAAUUAUUUAAUUGUGGUGCAGUUUUAAUUGCAAAUCCUAAGACAGGUCAGCAGCUUAAAGUGAAUGAGGAAAGACUCAAACCAUACAUGGAGCACGAGCAACAUCCUCUAGACAAUUCUCUUCAACUGUAA
Messenger RNA from Spirodela intermedia, 531 nucleotides. Lineage: Eukaryota; Viridiplantae; Streptophyta; Magnoliopsida; Alismatales; Araceae. The record is from the annotation of a GenBank genome assembly.